CUCACUUCCUACCACACCCGCUCGCCAUUGCUUCUGAUUGUUUGCUUGUACCUGCUCCGCGUCCGCCAACAUGUUCAAGUCGGUGCAGCGGACAGCUCACAAAGUGGGUGGGAAGAGGAGCGCCGAUACAGCAGACGUGGGAUCUGUCAUUGCAGAAUUCAAGGCGACAGAUGAGAUGCUCAUGCGCCUCGAGAAAGAGCUGACGACCUGGCGCAAUGGUUGGGACGAGAUUCUCAGGUACCAAUACGACUCCGCAGAAGCCUUUACCGCACUCUACAAACCCAUCGAGCCACCUCCAGAACCGACUUCGAACCGCGGUCCUCCAGUGCAGACUCCGCGAGAUCAGCUGCAGAGAUGUCUCGGACUCCAGAAAAUGUAUAGCGACCUCAAGUCGGAUCUCAGCCAAGAGAUUGGAAUGAUUGCCAAUAAGAUCAUUCGGCCGGUGAAGGAAGCCAAAGCUGCGACAAAGUCUCUGCAGAGAACGCUCAAGCAUCGCGAGAAUUCGAAGCUGGACUACGAGAGAUAUCUGAGCCGAACAGAGCAUGCGAGGAAAAAGGAGGUGCGCAAUAUGAAGGAGGAAAUGGCGCUUGCAAAACACGAGGGCGAUUUGCAACAGGCGCAGAUUGACUAUCAGACCUCAGACGAACAGAUUAAGCAGUACUUCCCGCCUGUCAUUGAAGCGAUUCAGGCACUCAUGCCCUACAUCCUCACAACUCAGAUUCAAAUUCAGACGACGCUCGUGGGGCAGCUGUACACGAGCUUGGACGCGUACUGUAGGCAGCAGGGACUGCCGAGUCCAGCUCCCAGCGAUGCUGAGAUCAUUUCUACGUGGGAUUCGCAGUUCACAUCGCUUCGCAAAGAGUGGGAAGGGUUUUCGGACAUCUUGCGGCAGGGAACGGCCAUUCAUAUGCAAAUGAACUUGCCCGAUAAGGAGACGUCUUCCAUGACAGGGUUUGGCAUCAGGAACAGAACGUAUGGGGCGAUAGGAAAGGACAGAGAGACAGGGUCGGCGAGUGGACUUGGGAUUAGGAACAAAGGGUCGGCCUUGGUCAGUCGCGGUAAAGCCGCAAUACCGGGAAAAGGAGCACCACCACCACCACCUCCAUCAGCAGUUCCAGGCGCUGCAAACGGUGGCAGCAAUGGCAGCAGCCCUCGACCUCAGCAGACCACUUAUCCUGGACAUCAUGCAGAGGAGGAAGAAGAUGCGCCUCCACAGCCACCACGACCCGGCAACUUUCCCUCUCCAUCGCCCAAGAUCGGUGCUUCACCACUUCCGUCUCCGAGUAUACCUUCGAACAAGCCGCGGAUGCCCUCGUAUUCGAACCUGACAUCGCAUGAGCGUAAUGGUGGUAAUGGCUACCCAGCAGACCGCAAAUCACCUGGCGGAAUGAUCGGAGCCUACCCAGCACAAGCUCCACCACCGCCAACUUACACCGAGUCGCAAGCGUCCACCCCGUCGGCGCAAUACGCCACGCCACCGAGUGGGCUCUCGCGCGUCAACUCCCACAAUGACUAUUUCGCGGGUGGUAUGCCGCAGCUGAACCGACAAGGCUCUGCACAGUCUGGAGCUUCAUCAGCGGCAAACAUGGCAGCAGCAGCGAAGAAAAAGCCGCCUCCGCCCGUGCCGGUCAAGAGGAUUGGAUCGACGCAGAGCACGUUCGUCACGGCAUUAUAUGACUUUGAGGGGCAGACGGCAGAUGACCUGCCCUUUCGGGAGGGAGACAAAAUUCGGGUCAUCAAGAAAACGGAUAGCACGGACGAUUGGUGGGAGGGUGAAGUGAAUGGGAAAAAGGGCAGCUUUCCUGCGAAUUAUGUGCAGUUGUGAAUACAUGUACCUCCUUUCUUUGGGGGGCGUGAUGUGUGCAUUGGCAUGACGGAUUAGUUAGAUUUAGCGAUUGGAGCGAGCGAGUGGACGGCAUGCGGGCAUGCUUUGGACAGCCCGAGAGUUCCUAUGAAGAUGGCGUUGUAUAAUCGUCCGUCUACAGGAGAGAGGAGGUACAUACUGUAGUGUUAGUACCAUGAAUACAAUGGAUAUAUGUACC
This is a messenger RNA of Sphaerulina musiva SO2202, 2042 nucleotides long. RefSeq lists its product as uncharacterized. Gene Ontology annotation, molecular function: protein binding; lipid binding. The coding region runs from base 71 to 1825 and encodes 584 amino acids. The record is from RefSeq and is a predicted model, not a curated record. Gene Ontology annotation, cellular component: actin cortical patch; medial cortex; mating projection tip. The transcript has a single exon. Lineage: Eukaryota; Fungi; Ascomycota; Dothideomycetes; Mycosphaerellales; Mycosphaerellaceae. Gene Ontology annotation, biological process: endocytosis; actin cortical patch localization; plasma membrane tubulation.